AUUUUUUUUUAAAUCGAUGUCUGAAAGUUGUGAAAAUUCGAUUCAUCUCUCUUUAUGAUUUUCCUACUGAAUAAUUCUUGUUGGAAUUUAUAGAAUCGACCAGAAGAGAAGAAUCGACGACUCGAAGAUGAAUUUUCCAUCGUUUUUCUCCUGAUAUCCACCAAAAAUUCACUUGAGUCAUCUCGUUUCUACCACGAUAAUAACGAAAGUCCACUGCGCUCAUGAAUUUAUAAUCUGCAGCAAUGUUGUUUAUCCUUCACUCAUCCAUCCGCAAGUUGGACUCAUCACGACAUGAAUACCAAGUGCAAGCCCAUUGCGUAUCGAUAAAUGCAAGUGAGCAAAAGUUUAACCGGGGAUUAAAGUCAAGACCAUUAUAAUUCCUCCUUUAGUGAUAUGACCAGUUGUAUUUAUCAUGGCGACAGUUGAAUCGAUGAUUUCGCAUUGUAAAGAUCGAUAAACGCGUGAGCAUAAGAAAAGUAAUGAGUAACAGCUCAAGUUUUUAUUUUAUUUCCCAUAAAAAAUCAACGGAAUUCUCAAAACAAAAUUUUCCGUGCGUCUAUCAACUGAAACACAGUAACAGCAGUUGAAUUUUAUUUUUUCAAUAUUUUCCUGGUAUCGACAAUGACGGGCCCAUUCAAUAACUAAUGAUUUCUUAUCAUCCGCGACCUUGAGCACUCCAUUUUCAUAUAAACGCUAAUUGAAGAUUAUUCGACUGGCGUUCCUCGUCAGAUAUUGAGCCACAAAAUUAUCUUACUUCGUCAAGUAUCGUGGCACAUAUCUAGACAUUCUUUUUUCAAGUCUGUGAGCAAACGUUUCAGUUAUCUCAAGGGAGGGGAGAACACCUUGGUCUCGUUAUCAGACUGGUGUGCCUUCCCAAUCAUUUUCCCAAGUUUUUUUUUUCUUUUUUGUACAGAGCAGGAAAAAAGAGAGGAGAAAUUUAUUCAGUUUAGUAAGUGCGCUUCGAUGCUCGGUGCGUAUUAUUUUUCUCGAUGAUUUUUAAUAGUCUCAGUGUUAUUUACUCAAUCCACUUGAUAAGUGAUGAUCUAGGGCAUUUACGUAAUUUUGAAUUGUCCGGUUCAUGGGAUUGUGGUCGAUGAGAUCGGUUUCUCUAUGAGAAAAUCGAGAGAAAAUAUUGGGGUCUUGAGUUUUUUGACCGGCUGGGGGAGAUAUUAAUGACGAUAUUUCAAAGUGUCAAUUUACUGGGACACAUGACCGAUGUGCCUGAUAAAGGAUCGUGAAAUAGCGAGCAGCUGUGACGGGGGAUUUGUUUUAUUGGUAGUCAGUGAUAAGUGUUAUGCCAGGGGAAUUGGUGGAUCCAAUGUAUGCUGGAGUCGAGAGGCCUUCUCCGAGGAGGAGAGCCUACACCUGGAACACUAGGAGAAGAUCCACAAAUGAUUUUACACCACCGCAAAGACCCACCCGAUUAUCUCUCGCUGAACCGCAGCCUCUCAAUGACGAAUCUACGAGCAGGCUGAGAUUGCGAGUGAUAGCUGGACAUCAACUAGCCAAGAAAGAUAUUUUCGGUGCCAGUGAUCCUUAUGUGAGGAUUGACUUGUAUCCAAUUGAGGGGCAUGAGACAGUUGAUUCUGUACUUACUAAAACGAAAAAGAAGACACUCAAUCCUGUCUGGGACGAGGAAUUUAUCUUCAGGGUGAAACCUAGUGAACACAAACUAGUACUUCAGGUAUUCGAUGAGAAUCGUCUGACGCGAGAUGAUUUUCUGGGAAUGAUCGAGCUGACACUGGCUAAUCUGCCAAAAGAACAGAGAGGUAGAACAAUUCCAGCUAAACAAUAUAUUCUGCGUCCGCGGAGUCAUUCCAGUCAGCGUCCCAAGAUCAAAGGGACAUUGGAGAUUUAUCACGCUUACAUUGGAGACUCGUCUACUCCUGAGAGCAAUGAUGAUAACGUCUCGGACUCUGGGGGUUGGGAGUUGCUGGAUCAACCCAGUCCUACCUCAAAUAAUAGCCCUAUUCAACAGUCUGAUACAACACCAAAUGGGCCACUGCCACCAGGCUGGGAGGAACGUCAGGAUGCAAAUGGCAGAACCUACUACGUCAACCACAUAGCCAGGUUCACCCAGUGGGAUCGUCCGACUACGACCAAUGCUGCACCAGUGGGUGGUGUGACCGUGGAGCAACGAAAUUUAGACACAGCAGCGACCGAAUUCCAACGAAGAUUUCACAUCAGUGUGGAUGAUGCUGAGAGCAGGUCCCAUCGAACUUCUGCAAUUAGUCAGGAUCGGGAAUUAACUCGAGAGGAAGACGAUUGUGGAGAUAGUGAUAAUGGGGAAACAUUCGUUGGGGAUGUUUCCUCCGACUCUGGACAGUCUGUCGACCAACGGGGUUAUCUAGCUGAGGGUGAUGAUCAGAGUGACGAUAAUGUUGACAGCCCAGCGGGUUCUAGACGAUCUUCCGAACAGCCAUCAUUGCCGAUACCGAAUGGUGAUGGGCUGCCCCCUGGAUGGAGCAUGCAACUGGCCCCGAACGGUCGAAUGUUCUUCAUCGAUCACAAUGAGAGAGCAACGACCUGGGUAGAUCCGAGAACAGGUCGUCCCAGUCCAAUGCCCAACCACAAUCUGCCUUCAACAACCCCAAGAAGUGAUCUAGAUCAGUUGGGGCCCCUGCCAGAGGGCUGGGAGGAGCGAGUCCACACAGACGGCCGUAUAUUCUUCAUCGAUCACAACACCAGGACGACUCAGUGGGAGGACCCACGCAUGUCAAAUCCCCAGAUAGCAGGACCAGCUGUUCCCUAUUCUCGUGAUUACAAAUUGAAGUACGAAUAUCUCAAGUCCCAGCUGAGAAAGCCCAGCAGUGUGCCUAAUAAAUUUGAGAUCAAAGUUGGCAGGAGUAAUAUCCUGGAGGACUCCUAUCGAAUCAUCAGUUCAGUCAACAGAGUUGAAAUUCUCAAGACAAAAUUGUGGGUUGAAUUUGAGGGUGAAGUGGGACUGGACUAUGGUGGACUCGCCAGGGAGUGGUUCUUCCUACUCUCCAAGGAGAUGUUCAAUCCGUAUUAUGGACUUUUCGAGUAUUCAGCAAUGGACAAUUAUACUUUACAAAUCAAUCCAUUCUCCGGUGUGUGCAAUGAGGAGCACCUGAAUUAUUUCAAAUUCAUCGGACGAAUUGCUGGAAUGGCUGUGUACCAUGGAAAAUUACUGGAUGCAUUUUUCAUUCGUCCAUUCUACAAAAUGAUGCUUGGAAAGCAGAUUGACCUGAAGGAUAUGGAGUCUGUAGACUCGGAAUACUACAAUUCCCUCCUGUGGAUUAAAGAGAAUGACCCGUCAGAAUUGGAAUUGACGUUUUGUGUGGAUGAGGAGAGCUUUGGUCACACGUCCCAGAGGGAAUUGAAGGCCAAUGGAGCAAAUGUACCAGUGACAGAUGAAAAUAAAGAUGAAUACAUUAGUCUGGUGAUACAGUGGAGGUUUGUCUCACGUGUUCAGGACCAGAUGAAUGCUUUUCUCGAUGGUUUCAAUGCCCUCGUACCACUGACACUUGUCAAGAUCUUUGAUGAACAUGAGCUGGAGCUACUCAUGUGUGGAAUUCAACAUAUUGAUGUUAAGGACUGGAAGAAGAACACUCUUUACAAAGGGGAUUAUCAUGCUAAUCAUAUCACUGUUCAAUGGUUCUGGCGUGUGCUGCUGUCUUUUAAUAAUGAAAUGCGGGCUAGACUGCUGCAAUUUGUUACUGGCACUUCUCGGGUACCGAUGAAUGGGUUUAAAGAGCUUUAUGGCAGCAAUGGACCACAAUUAUUUACUAUUGAGAAGUGGGGAACACCAGAGAAUUAUCCUAGGGCUCAUACUUGCUUCAAUCGAAUUGAUUUACCACCUUACGAGAGCUAUCAGCAGCUGAGGGACAAGCUAAUAAAAGCUAUCGAGGGCUCACAAGGAUUUGCUGGUGUUGAUUAGCGCGAGAUACCAUUUUUUAUGAUUAUACCUGUAAUAUAAUGUAUAUAUAUAUACACCCAUGGAUAUAUACAAGCUUUUCGUAUCGAGUUUCCUUCGAAAUUGACGAUUAUUCCGAUUAAUGUCAGCGUUAAUUCACACUCUCCACAGGUUACUGGAGUUUAAAUUUGCAAUCAGUUCUUCUAGAAUUCAAUGCGAAUGUGUACAUAUAUUUAUAAUAGAGCUCUGUUAUAAUAUUCCAAAUGCAGGGAUGAGAGUUUUUAUGGAAAAAUUGUCGUAGGGAAAGUGAUGAUAGUGAGAUCCUCGAGAUAAGGCCAUACAGAAUUAUUAAUUUUUCCAAUUGUAACAUACAACUUGAGAUAUGCCCGUUUCAGAAUAAUAUUGGGGAGUUUCGAGAGUCGAGGAGCAUUGAUUAUCGAUAUUUACGUCUUAGUCAGACUUGUUCCGCUCCAGGAGCUUAUCAGUGGUGUUUUUCGAAUUUAAUUGAGUUUAAUUGCAUUCUGAGGAGUUCAAUUGAUCAUGUGAACUUCUUACAUUGAGGGAAUCUCAGUAUUCAUGGGUGAUCAGUCAAAACUUUUUGAUUUUCUCAUGGAGAUAAUGAAAAGGUAAUGAAAAUUACCGGGAGAAAAUUCAAGGCUAAGGCGUGGAUGUCGAUUAACGAGCAAUUUAAUGUAAAUGAUCGAGAUGACAUCAUCAAAAUUACUUAACGAUGGUAAUGUUUUAUUGAAUUAUGUUCUAGCGAUUAAGAUAUAUAUUUUUUGAAAUGUUAACGAAUAUUUUAAGGGUUUUAACAGGUGGAGCGAUAAAAAAAAAACAUGGAUAAACACAAAAAAUAUGGAACUAUUUUUUGUUAGCGAGUAUAUAGUAGACAAAUUUUACAUUAGGAUCACUGAUAAUUAAUUAUUUGUCGCGGAGUAACCCGUUUUUUUUUGUUCGGAUCUGGAAUCAUUGGAACGAGACAAAUGGUGUAGACGAUAUUAAAUUCAUGUAUAUUUCUAUUUUGGCGACUUGAUGAUUGUUAAAUGAAUAUUAUUUCGUCACUGCGAAUAUGAAAUUACCCGUCCAGAACAGCUGAGAAUUUUUCAAGCAGAAUUCAGUGGCAAAAUCCUAAGAUGAUUUGAAUUUUCAGGAUUUUUCUUAAUUGUCUUUGCUACUGAAUUCAAUAUUAAUACCGCUAGAUUUAUUAUUGAAACUGUCGAUUUGUUUUUAUUAAAGAAUGAGAUGAUAAAAAAGCGGAAGUCCGACGUUCGAUAUUGAUCGGUGGAGUAUAUUAUUGAGAUUAGGUGUUUCUUGACCCUCAAUAAUAAGGAAGACUGAUCGUCCCGAGAUAAAUUAGGAAAGGAUAGAUUACAGGUACAUUCCAUCCUGCUUGUAUAGCUUCAAUAAUAAUCCCAAUUUUUAUCAAUUAAACCUUCGAAAAUAAAAAUAAAGGAAAAUUGAAAAUC
This is a messenger RNA of Fopius arisanus, 5343 nucleotides long. It is a transcript of the gene Nedd4, whose product is annotated as E3 ubiquitin-protein ligase Nedd4. The record is from RefSeq and is a predicted model, not a curated record. Bases 1295 to 3901 code for a protein of 868 amino acids. Gene Ontology annotation, biological process: regulation of dendrite morphogenesis; ubiquitin-dependent protein catabolic process; protein polyubiquitination. Gene Ontology annotation, molecular function: protein binding; sodium channel inhibitor activity; ubiquitin protein ligase activity. The transcript is spliced from 9 exons. Gene Ontology annotation, cellular component: cytoplasm. NCBI's taxonomy places the organism in Eukaryota, Metazoa, Arthropoda, Insecta, Hymenoptera, Braconidae.